Molecule: messenger RNA, 3427 nt
Organism: Cajanus cajan (pigeon pea)
Lineage: Eukaryota; Viridiplantae; Streptophyta; Magnoliopsida; Fabales; Fabaceae
Product: copper-transporting ATPase HMA4
Biological process (GO): monoatomic cation transport
Cellular component (GO): membrane
Molecular function (GO): copper ion binding; ATP binding; ATP hydrolysis activity
Source: RefSeq, a predicted model, not a curated record
CAUGUUGAAGGUGGUUGCAAAUUCAAAAGUUUAACACAAUAAUCAGCGGGUAUUCCGAGCAACUCAACGCACAAGCACUACUCAUCUCACGUCACCUCUUUUAUCCUUAUCUCCCUCAGAUUCUCGUAACUUCCGAACCCUAUAUUCCCUCCCUCUUACUUUUUACGCCAAUUCACUCCUCUCUUCUCUUCUAUCCUCCCUCACUGCACAUCCAUGCAAUUUCACCUUUGAACUUUCAAUUGGAUUUUCUCCAACCCCAACCCUUUCCAUGGAACCUAACGGGACUGCUCAUCUUAGGAUUCCGUUAUUGCAGACCCCGGAAGACGGCGCCGUUAAGACCGUUACGUUCCAACUAAGCGACAUCAAGUGUGCCUCGUGUGUCAAUUCCGUUGAGUCCGUCGUUGGGAGCCUUAACGGCGUCAAAAGCGUCGCCGUUUCGCCACUUGAUGGCCGAGCCGCAAUCAAGUUUGUCCCUAAGCUCGUUACCGCGAAACAAAUAAGAGAAAGUAUAGAGGAGAGUGGUUUUGGAGUUGAUGAGCUUCAUGAAAAGGACAUAGCGGUGUGCCGAGUGAAAAUUAAAGGAAUGGCAUGCACAAGCUGCUCCGAGUCUGUUGAGAAUGCCCUUAAAAUGGUUGAAGGGGUGAAAAAUGCAAUUGUUGGUCUCGCUUUGGAGGAGGCGAAAGUGCACUUUGAUCCUAACCUCAUCAAUGUUGACAAGAUAAUUGAGGCCAUAGAAGAUGCGGGUUUUGGGGCUGAUCUUAUUAGCUCUGGGAAUGAUGCAAACAAAGUGCAUCUAAAGCUUGAAGGGGUUGAUUCUGCAGAAGAUGUUAAUGUAGUGAUGUCUUCUCUUGAGUUAGCUGUAGGGGUGAACCAUGUUGAGAUGGAUUUGUCAGAACAUAAGGUUACGGUUAGCUAUGAUCCAGACAUUACUGGUCCAAGGUCUCUCAUUCAUUGUGUUCAGGAAGCUAGCUGUGGCCCCAAGAGGUACCAAGCAACCUUGUACUCUCCUUCGGGGCAAAGAGAAAGGGACAAGGUGAAUGAAAUCCGUAUGUAUAGGGACCACUUUUUGUUCAGCUGCUUCUUUUCUGUUCCAGUUUUUGUAUUUGCCAUGGUGCUUCCUAUGCUUCCUCCUUAUGGCAACUGGUUAAACUUCAAGAUCCACAAUAUGCUUACACUUGGAUUGUUAUUAAGAUGGAUCCUUAGCACGCCUGUGCAAUUCAUAGUUGGCAAAAGGUUCUAUGUGGGAUCAUAUCAUGCACUGAAGCGAAAAUCUGCUAACAUGGAUGUGCUGGUUGCGCUAGGCACAAAUGCUGCUUAUUUUUACUCUCUAUAUAUUUUAAUAAAAGCACUGACUUCAGAUACAUUUGAAGGACAAGAUUUCUUUGAGACAAGUUCCAUGUUGAUAUCCUUUAUUCUAUUAGGGAAAUAUUUGGAAAUUGUGGCUAAAGGGAAAACAUCAGAUGCUUUAGGAAAGCUGAUUCAACUUGUUCCUGAUAAAGCUUAUUUGGUAGAAAUUGAUAAUGAUGGGAAUAUUCUCACAGAGACUGAAAUUGACACUCAACUCAUACAAAAGAAUGACAUAAUUAAGAUUGUUCCUGGGGCCAAAAUUCCCGUUGAUGGUACUGUUAUAAAAGGACAAAGCUAUGCAAAUGAAAGUAUGAUCACUGGGGAGGCAAGACCUGUUGAUAAAGGUCCAGGAGACAAGGUUAUCAGUGGAACUAUCAAUGAGAAUGGCUGCUUAUUGGUUAAGGCUACACAUGUCGGAUCAGACACUGCACUUUCUCAAAUAGUUCAACUCGUUGAAACUGCUCAACUGGCCAAAGCACCAGUUCAAAAACUUGCUGACCAUAUUUCAAGGGUUUUUGUUCCAAUUGUGGUUGUUGUAGCACUAAUAACUUGGCUUGGAUGGUUCAUUCCUGGGGAAGCUGGUAUUUACCCUAAACAUUGGAUACCAAAAGCAAUGGACGCAUUCGAGCUUGCUUUGCAGUUUGCUAUUUCUGUGCUGGUUGUUGCUUGCCCAUGUGCUCUGGGUCUUGCAACACCAACUGCAGUCAUGGUUGCUUCAGGCAUGGGUGCUUCUCAAGGUGUGCUCAUCAAGGGUGGAGAUGCACUGGAAAAGGCACACAAGGUUAAAAUUGUUGUGUUUGACAAGACUGGGACACUAACAGUUGGGAAGCCAGCGGUAGUUAGUGCAGUGCUUUUUUCUGAAUUUUCUAUGGAAGAGUUAUGUGACACGACAAUUGCUGUGGAGGCAAGUAGCGAGCACCCAUUAGCAAAAGCCGUUGUGGCACAUGCGAAGAGGCUGCGCCAGAAAUUUGGUUCUUCCAAGGAGGAAGUCCCAGAUGUGGAUGAUUUUGAGGUACACAUGGGAGCUGGUGUAAGUGGAAAAGUUGGUGAUAGAAUAGUUGUAGUUGGAAACAAGAGACUCAUGCAUGCUUGUAGUGUUCCAAUAUGUUCCAAGGUUGAGAAGUACAUCUCUGAAAAUGAAGUUCUGGCUAGAACAUGUGUUUUAGUUUCAAUUGAUGGAAAGAUUGCUGGUGCAUUCUCUGUAACUGAUCCUGUAAAACCAGAGGCUAAACGUGUCAUAUCUUUCCUCCACUCCAUGGGUAUCUCGAGCAUUAUAGUGACUGGUGAUAACUGUGCUACUGCAACUGCUAUUGCAAAUGAAGUGGGUAUUGAUGAGGUCUUUGCUGAGACAGAUCCAGUAGGCAAAGCUGAUAAGGUGAAAGAAUUGCAGAUGAAAGGAGUGACUGUUGCAAUGGUAGGAGAUGGAAUAAAUGACUCACCAGCUCUGGUUGCUGCUGAUGUUGGUAUGGCAAUUGGUGCUGGAACUGACAUAGCCAUAGAAGCAGCUGAUAUAGUUCUGGUGAAAAGCAGUUUGGAAGAUGUGAUUACUGCCAUAGAUCUAUCUAGAAAGACGAUGUCCCGCAUAAGGCUGAACUACAUCUGGGCUCUUGGUUACAACAUUCUAGGCAUGCCAAUUGCUGCUGGAGUCUUGUACCCUUUCACGGGAAUCAGAUUGCCCCCAUGGCUUGCUGGUGCUUGCAUGGCUGCUUCUUCUCUUAGUGUGCUUUCUUCAUCUCUUCUGCUGCAGUUCUAUAAAAAACCUUUCCAUAUAUAAUCUUACUGAUGCCAUGUUUCUGCCUAAAAGUUAGUAGUCAAGCGGUCCUUAAUUUAUCUCAGUUUUAUUAGAGUAUUUUUUUUUCCCUGAAAUACAAGUUUGACAUCAAUUUCACUCCAGAAUCAAGUGAUCUCGAUAUAGUUUUUAAAAAAUAAAAAAUUGACAUAAAUUAGGCUCCUCUUUGGAUUCUAUGGUGUUCUACUGUUCCAGCAUAGAUGAACUUUUUUAGACUAUUAUUUGAUGUAGUAUCAGGCAUUAAAUGUACACACCUCUUCUCAAUGAAAAUGCCAACCUUGGUUCAUUAUA